GCGUCUAGCCGCUCCAGCAGGCUACGCCUUCGAUACAAGCGGACGCUCUCUCGCCAACGAGUACGCGCGUUGGAUCAACCCCAUGGACAGACAGGUGUUCGACGCGCCCAGCACGGAGGAGGCACAGUACUACAGCCCAGAGGAGGACGCGGUGGAGCAAGGCGACCUCAGGAGUCGGGCACGGUUUCAGGAGUUGCAAGAGAAGUUCGGCUUCGUGGGCGGGACUCAGCUGGAGUACGAGAAGUAUUUUGGCCGCGAGGGCAAGAAGUCCGGGGGCGACCAAAGCAAGAUCAUCAUGAUGGUGGCGGCGAACCAUAUGUUCAGGGACGCGAGGGAGCGGCCCGAGCACUGGCUGCAUGGCGGAGGAGCUCUGGGCCGCCUCCACGCGCCGUCGGACCAUUGGGUGGCGUCGGCCUUCGACGAGAGCAACACCUUCUCCUCGGCGGAGGCCUCGAGGUGGAUGCGGGGCUGGCUGCGCGCGCCACCCGACCGCGCUCGGGCCGCGCGGGCGCGGCCCUCGCGGGCCCAGCAGGCCUCGCUAGACCAGGGUGCCUGGGUGCGCCCGACGCGGCGCCGCUCGGCGAUGGGCAGCGCCCACAGCGCGCACAUCCUGAUGACCAUCAAUGCGAGAGUCAGUUCUAUGACACUGGUGCGGCCGCCGGCGGGUCAGAGUCGCGGGCAGCUGCCAAAGUGGCGAGCCCCCUUCAAGAUGCCCCAUGUCAACGACGGACGCCCGCCACCUACCAGUGGCUUCUCGGUGGCAGGAUGGCACGAGGGUGCACGACGUGCCCUGUUGAGUGAUGAACGAGUCUCUGUUGCGAUCCAGGCGUUUGCGGGCCCGCGGCGGGCCGCGGACGCGCGACGCUACCUGGCGCUGGACACGCAGGAGAGGGGCCUGGUGUUGCUUGUGAUAUCCAUGGACUUGGCAGGGGACUCGAGGCGGGACCUGAGCCGGGUCGACACGUCCGAGCAGCUGCGGGCCCUGGCGAGGGAGUGGCUGACGACGGCCGAGCGAACUUGGCUGGACGAGGGCAACCAGCUGAUGCUGAACCACCCGACGCUGCGCAGCGGCGCGGCAUGCCGCGGAGGCGCCCGGGGGCUGGAGCAUCUCGAUGACCCGGGGGGGGCGUCGCAUCCAUCCAUCUUCGACACGGACAUCUUGAGAGGCCUGGAGACGGGGACAGGAGCGGACCCGACGGGCCACCGGCGAUCGAGCAGGCGCCCCCCGAGGAUCUCGCGUUUCUGGGAGAAGCGAGACAAGGGCGACUUCCUCUUCCUCAACGAGGCCUCCUCGCGAGAGCGAGGAGCCGCGCUGGGCCAGUCGGACACGGGCGUCUACCUCCACGUCGACGACGGCUUGAUAUCCGCGGACGGGGACCCCAAGGGCUCUGGGGCGGCGAAGGUCAACAAGCUGGUCCAUCAGGUGGCGGACGCGCUGGAGGACACGGGCUUCUCUGUCACGAACCGGAGGGGGCGCGACCCGUCCGACCGCGUCGCGGACCACGAGGCCGAGACCACCCCAGCUCGGGCGCGAGCGCCGAAGAGGAAGGCGGCGUUGCGGCACGAGGCGCUGGAGGACUUCGACGCUGGAGGCUUGGGCGCGGUCGUGGCGGCGGCCGACCAGAAGCCGAUGGAGAAUCUCUGGCGCUUGGGCACGCGGCCUGGAACGGCGGCCGCCAAGCCGCGCCAACUGCAGCAGGUGUCGGACUGGGGGCCGACGCCUCUGGAGCCGCACCUGCCCGCGAGCACCAUCGCCAGAGGCUGGAUCGACAGUGAGGCGAUAUGGGUGCUUGCGGAGGUGGGUCGCUGGAAUUGGGAGGACCACAUCGCGCUGGGAGAGGGCCGCGCGGCCUUGUGGGCCCUGGCGCGGCCAGCAGUCAUCCUGUCGGCCCGCCGCUCGAAGAUGAUCAGCCUCGAGGACAACAUGGCUUUCGCCGGCGCCGCGGACCCGCACCUGGGGGGCCGAGCGCAACCAUCUACUUUCCUGACCUACCGACAGCAAGAGGCCGAGUCUUCCAAGUGGUGCUUGCUGGAGGGAGUGCCCCCUUGGACGCCCGACGAGUGGGGCGACACCCUGAUGGAGUACCAAGCUAUCUCCGACCCUCACAAGAGUCACUUCACGAGCCUGCUCGCUGCCAUCGGGUUCAAGUUUCCGCGGCUGCACGGCCACUUACGUCGAUGCUACGCGGCCUUGCGUGGCUGGGAGCUGUCAGACCAGACGAAGCACACCGCACCGAUGGUGGGCACGGCCCAGGCCUUCAUCAGCGCGCGCUUCUGUGCACGAGGACUGCCGAGACUCGGCAUCGGUGUGAUGUGGCAGGGAAAAGUGGGCACGCGCCCAAGCGAGAUGUUGGGACUCGUCACGUCAGAUCUCAUCCGUCCUGGGGAGUCGGGGUAUGUCCCUGGGCGUGGGCCUCUUAUUGUGGCCCUGGCCACUACCAAUGCGAAAAGGCCCCAGUCGAACUCGAUCCUGGAGUCUGACAACCCCGUCCUGGUGAACACCCUGAGGCUCUUCAAGGCUCCCACGGCCCCUGGAGGUCGCCUUUCCCCGUACAUCCUGGAGCAGCACCGUAAGAAUCUCGUCCAGGUCCAGAAGGAGAGCCAGCUACAGGCGGGUUGGAACCCCCCACAGUACCCGAGCGGGGCUCGCUUCAGAGGCCAGUGCGCGAG
Molecule: messenger RNA, 2670 nt
Organism: Prorocentrum cordatum
Lineage: Eukaryota; Dinophyceae; Prorocentrales; Prorocentraceae
Source: the annotation of a GenBank genome assembly